Molecule: messenger RNA, 1209 nt
Organism: Exophiala mesophila
Lineage: Eukaryota; Fungi; Ascomycota; Eurotiomycetes; Chaetothyriales; Herpotrichiellaceae
Exons: 2
Coding region: 1-1209 (402 amino acids)
Molecular function (GO): methyltransferase activity
Source: RefSeq, a predicted model, not a curated record
AUGUCUUUCACUUACACGAGGGCACUGUGUAUACUCUCGCGAUCACUUGAGUUGCCGACUGAAGAGCCUUCGAAGACAGCUUGUGUGGUCUCGUCGCCAGAUGAGCUAUCUAAUGAGCUAUCUAAUGAGCUAUCUAAUGAGCUACCAAAUGAGGUACCAAAUGAAGAGCCUUCGAACAUUGUGCCCGAUGUACACACGGGUGAUGACUAUGAUUCGUCUUAUAGCGAUGAUGAUCUUAGUUAUACGACUUCUUUGCCCUCAUCGGUGCAAACCUUCCCAAUCGAAAACGGCCGAACAUAUCAUGCCUACAAGGAUGGCAAGUAUUGGGGAUCCAAUGACGAGGAAGCGAACGAACAUCUUACAGUUGGUCAUUUCCUUUACACAAAGACACUUGGAGGUCGUCCUUACCUUGCCCCGAUUUCCCCAAAUCCCACAAACAUAUUGGACCUUGGAACUGGUACUGGAAGCUGGGCCACUGACGUUGCAGACCAGCACCCAACAGCCAUUGUUACGGGGACAGACCUCUCGCCUAUUCAGCCUUCAUUCGUCCCCCCAAAUGUUCGUUUCGAGAUCGACGACGCGGAGGCCGAAUGGACGUUCCCCGAGAACUCAUUCGACUUCAUCCACAUCCGAGGUCUACAUGGCUCAGUCGAGGCGUGGCCAGGGCUUUAUGCUCAAUGCUUACGAUUUCUCAAGCCCGGGGGAUACCUUGAGCAAUCCGAGUAUUCACCGCAGUUCACCUCAGAUGACAAUACCAUACCGGAGGACGGGGGCAUCGCAGCUUGGAAUUCCGUCUGGCCUGAGUGCCACCAAGUCCUGGGAAGAGAAAUGCAAAUCCUCGAUGGCAUGAAGCAAUACAUGAUCGAUGCUGGGCUUCAAAGCGUCACAGAACACAAAUUCAAGUGGCCCCUGGGAGACUGGCCGAAGGAUCCAGUGUUGAAGGAUCUGGGUCUUUGGGCCAAAGCACACGCCGAGACUGGCCUCGAGAAUUGGACUUUGAGGCCCCUGACCAACCACCUUGGGUGGACAGCCGAAGAGGUCCAUGUAUUGUGCGCCAAGGAGAUGGCUUUAUGGUUUGAAAUCAGGCUUGAUACUGCGGCUUUCAGCCCCGCGAGCGACCGAUUGCUCGACCAGCAAUCGAUCCUUAUCCUUAUCCUUGAGGAACACUAUCAAAUCAAAGUCCUUUUAAGCUCUCACAACUGGCAUUGA